UGGUCAGUUCAAGGCUAAAACGGCUGUUUUGCUUUCAGUAAUAUUUAACUGGCUAGUUUUGGCCACAUCCCACAGUAGUCCCACAAACUGCUAUUAUAUUGACUGUGGGAAACAUGAUCUCUGUUCCAGCUCUCUGGAAUUCUGGAUAACCCAUCCUGGAAUACUUAAGAACAAUGGCCUGACUGUUUCUCUGGCAAUAUGCAUGGACACAUCCUCCAGCUGUGUCUAAUCCAAGCUGUAGCCUCUUUUAUCCAUCUAGAACCCAAGAACGCCACUGUGUUGCGAGGCAGUGAGGUCCACUUUAACUGCAGCACUGAUGAAUCCUGGGAUGUCAUGACGUGGCUGUUGGGUGGAAGGACAAUCCUCUCUAUCUCUGUGGAGCAUGGUCCUCUGGGCAGAGAUGAGGGAGUGUCGACAGUCAAUCACUCCAUGUCAUCUGUCUCAGUGUGGGAGUUAGUUCUGAUGAACGCCUCUUUCAGCCCUACAGUUCAAGAGGUCACAUGUGAACUGCUGCCUACGAAACUCGGCAGAUCAUCAUCGGACCUGUUUGUACAAGAAAAGGGAAAUGUCAGGAUUUUGGAGGGUGACCUGUCAGUUCAAGAAGGAAUGCUUGUCACCUUCCAUUGCCAAGCAAUUGGCUGGUAUCCGAGCCCUUCAGUGUCCUGGCUGGUCAACACCACCACUGUGGACAGAGGCGACUACAACACCAGCAGUCUUCAGGACCCCAGCGGCCUUUUCAACUCCAGCAGUGUGCUUCAGAUAAAAGCAGAGGCAAGCAUCACAGUGGAGUGUUGGGCGUCUGUGUCUGCCGCUCUAGCCCACCAAACCAGCAGAGUCAAUCUGACUGUAGUGGCACCGCAAACUACAGAGGACUACACAGUUGUGAUCGCCGUGAUAGUGUCAGUGUGUACGAUCAUUCUGCUGGCAGUGCUCAUCCUCAUCUUGUGCUAUAGAAAAAAACUGACAAAAUUGAGCUCUGAAAAUAAAGUCAGCUCCUCUUUAUGGACUUUAAGCAGUGAGAGGAGGUGCGUUGCUGAUGAAACCAGAGGAAACGUGAACCCAGGAUACAACGCUGAAGACGUAACAAGUUCAGGACACAGUGACCUCAGGAAUAGAGCUGACAGCACGAUACACAUCAUCAGCCCUCCACGGGUUCCCGAUAUUGUCAUUUUCAGCUAUCAAAAUCAUAAAGAGGAAGAUGUUUCGAACUUGUACUGCAAUGAAGCAAAGAAGACAGUCCGAAGGGUCACUACUGUUUGACCUCAGGGUCAACCCAUUGCAAGCAAGGCUGUUUACAUACUGCUGUUUUGGACCAGCUUUCUGUUCAGUGAGAAGCCACAAAUUCAAUCUGACCUUACUGUUACUCUACAGAGGUCAUAUCUGCUGAAGAUUCACUGGCUGGCAUGUCAAGAGGACUGGGACAUAUGACAUAAUCAUAUGAGCCCUGCGGUGAUGUCAACUGCAUGCAAACAUUGUCAUUAGCAUUAGCAUUAUGUAAUUAUUUAGCAUUAUUUUUCAAUUGGAAUAUUUUAUAAAUUAUUUUUGUGGAUCAACAUUUUACACAAUAAUGCACAUCAGAAUUGAUAACGGUAUUGGCAUUUUUUUUUUUUCGAAAAGAAAAUAAGUGUUAUAGUCCGUAUACUGUACUUCACAUAUUGAAUGGUAUACUGCGUAAAAACCUUGCGUAUUCCCCCCAAAAAAAUUCUCAGAUGGUUUAGCGUUCAAAUUAGGAGAAAUGUGCGAUUUUCUUUCUCGUGUUUUUCUGGCUGUGUGUCAGUCAUGGAUGGCAACUCCUGAAUAAAUUAGGGACACCCUCAGUAAGUCACACAAAGCUGUUGUGAUAUGAGAGGGCGAUAACAUAACCCUUUUGUUUUUGUUUGGGUCUCCAGACCAGUGUUAUCUUUCCUAGACCUGCUUGUGUUACUAAGGUUUUCAUUUGCCAUUCACAAGUGGUGGAUUGAUGUCAGGGUCAAGCAGACUGUUUCUCUGGGGUGAUUUACACAGGCCACUGUUUGUCUUUCAAAGACUUCUGCAUCAUUGCUUCUGAAGUCUGUUUCUCUUCUCUCUCCCGCUCUCUUCUUGUUUUGGCAUUUCCCACAGAGGAUGUCUUGAUUGCCUCGCUCUGUUCUGAGAAAAUGUUGUUGCAAGGCAGUAUUUGAGACAUGUUAGAUAACAAAUGUGGUAUUCUUCUACAAAUUUUCUGUAAUCGUUUUGUGAAAGUGUAAUUUGUUCCCUAUUCCAUUUUAAUAUGCAUCCAUUUGUAGAAAACAUUUAAAAAAAAAUCUUUUUAAAGGAUUAAAAAAAAAAAAAAAAAAAAAAAAGACAUUCAUGAUAUCACAUUUGCAUCUAAUGAUUCCAUAUACUAAUGUACAGUGAAUGUUACAGUGUGUCACAUUUUUGCUAUAUCUGGCACAUACAGCAUUAGAAGCAGGCACUGGCUGCAAUCAUGUAAAUGAAAGCAUCUAAUCAUGAGCAUAAAUAUUUAUUCAUGCAUAUUAGAGCCCAGCCACCGCAUAAAGGUUUUCGCCUCCAAACAAUGAUUCAGUCUUUAUGUAAUUGACCUCAGCUGAAUGAACCCUUUUGGAAUCAGUCACGGUACUUUGAAACAAUUGCAGCCUACUUUGUGCCGCGCGAUUCACUGCAACGCUGAUGAAUAACUUAGCAUGUCUUCUCUGUGAUUGAAAUGCAAUCUACUCUAGUGCGUCCUUACAACAGGGCAUUUAAGUGCUUCCAAAGUCAGUUAGGUGCCACUGUAUUAAGUGACUGGCCAUCAAAGGGAAUUGGAGACAGGAGCUCUUGACGUGGUGCUGUUAGCAUAAUUAAGGCCAACCUAAUUAGCAGAUUUGUGCCUCUUAAAAACUGAUGAGAUGAGUAGGAAAUGCAGAACAGCUUUACAAUUGAGAUCUAUAGUGUUCUCUUUCAUGUGGGAGUGGGAGAAGUUCAGAGAAUGACCACCAUGUGAAUUCAGGAUAACAGCAGAACACUUGAAGCCUUGUUUCGCUUCCCAAAGUGAACAGCCCUGUCUCACUAAAUACACUUCAAGUAACCCAGAGUUUCAUCACAGUGAAUGCGUACCGACAAAUCCAAACCAACAGUAACUUUGCUGGGGGACAAAUGUUCUUCCUUGAAGCUUGAGGUAUGAAACUCAACACGUUUGCGCCAAUUACUCAUGCAGGCUCAAAAAUGUAUACUCAGCGUGUGACAAAAAUAAAAAUAGGCUUUGCCAACAAAAUAAUACAAAGUUCCUAGCUAGAGUUCCUGGAGGGCCAAUGUCCUGCAGAGUUGGGCUCCAACCUGUUCCAACACACUGGUCUGGAAGUUUCUACUAGUAAUCUUGAAGACCUUGAUUAGCUGGUUCAGUUGUGUUUAGUGAAAGGGGACAUAUCAUGAAAAUCUGACUUUUUCCGUGUUUAAGUGCUAUAAUCGGGUCCCCGGUGCAACUACCAACCCAGAAGACGUGAAAAAGGACAACCCAGUAACUUUGUUUUGGUAAGCCUUUCUCUGCAAGCAUGUGAAAAAACAAGCCACUCAGAUUUCGCUCCCCUAUUGACGUAAGAAGGGGAUCUUACUGUAAUAUAACCACCCCUUAAUCUGUAUGUUUCCACCUACAGUGCCACCAUUUUGUUUUUGGAAGCAACAACGGUGUACCAGUUCUAAUGCCAUGGCAAAUGUUUGAGUGUUGUUAGUAGAGUUUUGCUGCCAUGUUGUCAUUUUACGCUGGACUGCUUCACAAAUUCAAUGCUGGAUUUGCACAAAAGAUUAACAUGAUGGCACAUGCUAGUUGAUGAGUUGAAUCAACUCCACAGAAACUACAUAAAUUUAUCCACUAACCAUUCAGAAACAUCCAGUGUCAUUCUAAAAGUUGUAACUUCUUCCUGAGUCUCUCCAUCAGUGUCGACUCCGAUUUGAACAAUGUAAGGCUGAACACUGUUACUGACAAUCCUCAUUUUGGCUGCGUGAGAUUCUCCAGCUUUGUUGUUGUUGAGCAACCGAAGCACAAGCUGUUAAAGCUCCGCCCUCUUCUGGAAAGGGGGCCGGGAGCAGCAGCUCAUUUGCAUUUAAAGGGACACACUAAAAAAUGUUUUUUGCUCACACCAAAAAUAGGGGCAAAUUUGACAAGUUAUAAUAAAUGAUCUGUGGGGUAUUUUGAGCUGAAACUUCAGACACAUUCUGUGGACAACAGAGACUUAUAUUACAGUCCAUCUUGUGAAAAGGGUUAUGACUGAUCCCCUUUAAGAUUUGAGCUAAAGGUGUGUUCAUGUUGGAUUUACGUAAUUACAAAAUUCUGACUUGAAAAAGUGUUUGUCAAUGUAGAACUUGUAAUUAUGGAAUUUUCUGAGAGCUUCGACUUGACCACUGCAACGUCAUGCAGGAACAAAAUGUCAGCGCUUCAGCAGUAAAAUAUAGUUAAGAACUUAUAUUUGAUUGACUAUUGGUAAUGUCUUAAUGCAAGAAUAAUCUGAAUUAAAAAAUGAAAGACAUACAAUACAGUUUAAUGUAGUUAGCACAAAGCUUAAUAACUUCUGACCUGUUAAAUAAAUGUAUAAGUUUAUUAAUAAGUAAUUUGCAUAAAGACUUACUUGUUGUAUUGUG
This is a messenger RNA of Ctenopharyngodon idella (grass carp), 4593 nucleotides long. It is a transcript of the gene igsf5b, whose product is annotated as immunoglobulin superfamily, member 5b. NCBI's taxonomy places the organism in Eukaryota, Metazoa, Chordata, Actinopteri, Cypriniformes, Xenocyprididae. The transcript is spliced from 9 exons. The coding region runs from base 199 to 1260 and encodes 353 amino acids. Gene Ontology annotation, biological process: cell-cell adhesion. The record is from RefSeq and is a predicted model, not a curated record.